Molecule: messenger RNA, 2826 nt
Organism: Sycon ciliatum
Lineage: Eukaryota; Metazoa; Porifera; Calcarea; Leucosolenida; Sycettidae
Product: mucin-19-like
Exons: 1
Coding region: 406-2142 (578 amino acids)
Biological process (GO): regulation of DNA-templated transcription
Molecular function (GO): DNA-binding transcription factor activity
Source: RefSeq, a predicted model, not a curated record
ACCCCAGAUUUUCAUUUGAAGAGUCGAGGGAGGGUGAUCUCAGAAAUCGUCUGUCUCAGCUCGGCGUGUUUGACACUGUGACAUAGGUAGGCGAUACUUCAGAUCAUAGACACUUGUCCAUUCUACUGUUUUGACGGGAUCACAACGCACGUCGACCACGUGUAGCUUGGCCAUUCAGUCUGUGCCUCACUUGGAGUGUAUGGCCACUUCGACAAGAUUUUCAGGCACUUCAAAAAGCGCUCUGGAAAGCCCCAAACCGACUCGCACAAGGAUUUUGCGUUGCAGUGCAUGUAGCGCAGGCGAUAAAACGUCGCUUGGAUAGCUGAUGCACGGGUUUCGCGUGCAGACCUUGGAAAAGUGUCAAACCCAGAAAGCAACGAGCACUUUGCUGACAAUCGAAUACUGAUGGCAAAUGCAACGACGCUCCAACAAGCAACUGCGCACCAGAUCUGGCAGCCAUUCUUCGGUAGCAGCGCCAGCAACACCAACGAAGCGGCAGCCAAGAACUCGGCAGCAGCAGUGGCUGCAGUCGCCGCCGCUCCAGUCGUGGUAGCGAAUAGCAUCGAGCAGCUUCUUCUGGCGCAGAGCGCCGCCACGGCCAGUAUCUUUCAGGCAGCAGCUCUGGCCAACAGCGUGUCCGCGGCCGACCUCCAGCUCAUUCAGCACAGAGCGACGACUGGCGGAACCAGAGGCAGUGAGGCCGCUGCGGCGACGACUUCCGACAAUCGCGACGCUCUCGCACUGACCGAUGUCGCAGCAGCAUACACCACGAGUUUGCCGAGCUCCAGCGGCGACGAGGAUGUUGCACUGGAGCAUGUGCGGGCGUACACGGUCGAGGAGCCAUCGUCAGACUCCUCAUCCGGCAGCGGGCACACCGACACUGCGAUGGACGAUGGCGAGCUUGACUUUCUGUGCGAGCUGCUGUCCGAGCAGUCGGAUGACGAGGCGAUCGCCGCGCGCAGCACGUCUCCGCUUCAAGUCCAACUCGGGUGGAGCAGUACGAGUGCGGCUAGUCUCACAGCAGGAGCCGUGUCUCCGACAUGUAGUCCGGUAGGCAGCCUUGUGACCGUCCUGUCGUCGUCGGACAUUCAAGCAGCAGUUGGUGCUGCUGCUGCUGGUGGUGCUGGCUCCGGCAUAGUAGCGGCCAACGAGCUAACACUGGAUCAGUUCCUCAGCGCAUACGACGAUCUGAGACCCGCAAGCAUUCUGGAGCAAUCACGUGACGGCGACACAACUGCCAGCGCUAGUCAGGUUACGUUCAACAGUCCAGCGUCUGGCCCAGUCGGACGAGCGCCGGCACUGGAGCACGCGGGGAGCAUCGACGACAUCCUAGUCGCCGCCGCAUCACCAGCCUCAAGCGUUGCCACAGUGACGAUCGCCGAGACAACGGAAGACACCAUGACGUCGCCUGCUGCCAAGACGACAACGCAGGUGGAGGGCAGCACACUUCACGCGGCGGUGCGGGCACACAGCGUGCCCAGCAAGGCGGCGAAACGCUCGCCGCGUCUGACCAUGACGCGACGCACCCUGUCGGCGCCGACGACAUACAAGAUCACGCUGCCGGACAGCGACGAGACGGACCGCAGCACGGCGAGCAGCGGCAACGACACCAUCACCUCGAUCACCGGCGGCGACGGACAGACGGAGAUCCGACGCCACCGCGGGUCGCGCGGCAAGAAGAAGAACCGCAACCGCCCGUCCUCCGACUCCGUGGCAACGCCGGGAAGUGGUGCCGGCGGCGGUCGAGCAAGCCCGACCUACGACAAGGACUCGCAUCGGUAUCGGCGUCGCCGGGAUCAGAACAACGAGGCCGUCCGCCGAUGCCGCCAGCGUACCAAGGAGAAGUACGAGGAGAGCGUGAAGCACGCCGCAUCCCUGCAGGCGCAGAACACGGCGCUGCGCGACCGCCUCGUUGCCAUGGAGAAGGACAUGUCGUCGCUACGGCAUCGGCUGGCGUCGACGCAGCUCGGCAGCGCGUCGCCUCUCGCCGGCCAGCGCUUUGCUCACCCUGUUGAUAGCAGUGGCAGUGGUAGUAGUAGCGACGAGGAAAUCCUGAUGACGCAGCCACUGCCCACAUCGGCAGCAGCCACCACCUCCUCUGCCGGCUCACUGUGGGAAAUGCUCAUCAACGGAGAGCUGUGAGAACUGGUCGUGUGCAUUUUCGCAGAUCAUCGCCACUCUGCCUAGCAAUACUGAUUUACAAAUUUUAGUUCUGUUUUUAAUUUUUUAAUUUUCUUGUCAAACCUGUUCACGACUUCUAGCAAUUAUCUUGAUGACAAUUCACCCCCAUGUCACCAUGGUAACCUGAUUAGCCUCCACGGCCGUUGGUCGUAUCUUUGCCGCGUGUUCACCUGCCGUAGCACGGAACGAAGUGGCGAGAACUGAUCUUUCUCCGAAUUUGAUCUCUAUGCUGACCUGCGUUGGUUUGGCACCCACGCUGUCACACGCACGUUUUCCAAGCAGCGCCUAGCAUGGCGCUCAGAAACGUGCUUGGUCCUGGCGAUAUUGAUCAAUGAUCCCAGCAGCAAUAUCUGGUAUGAUAUUCAAUUUGUGGGUCACUUGAGCUUGUCAACUUGCGUACACGCCGCUGCACAGCAACAUUGAUGACACAUCCUAGGAGCUUAUUUCCUGUAUUCACUCCUGCUGGGUGUCUUUCUUGUGACGCUCGCGAGUGUGUGGCUCACUGUUGCAGCGGUCUGUUCUGACUUCCGCUAUAUUUUCAGUUUCAAUACAACCCGGUUCCCUCUCUUCAAAGUUUGCUUGUGUGUGUUGCUGUAUCGAUGAGCUUUACCAGCCAGCAGGGCGUGAAAACGCCUGUACACAUAA